GCGGGAAAUGCCUUAAAAGAGGUCACGGCACGGCGGGGAUCACACACACGCUCGAGGACAAGAAGUUAAACACGCGAGAUGAUCUGGACUGUUUUCCUGCUGGUUCAUGUUGUACUUCUCUACUUUCUUCUCACACACAGAUCCAGGUCCCAGGGUGAACCACCGUUAGACAAGGGCGCUAUCCCGUGGUUGGGACAUGCGCUUGAAUUUGGGAAAGAUGCAGAGAAGUUCUUGAGACGAAUGAAGAAGAAGCACGGCGACAUCUUCACCGUGCGUGUUGCCGGGCGUUAUGUGACAGUGCUGCUGGAUCCUCACUCGUACGACUGUGUGAUCAACGACAGCGACUCGCUGGACUUUGAGCGCUACGCCGAGGUGCUCAUGGAGAGAAUCUUCAAGCUGCGGCUCCCACGUCAUCAUCAGGCCGCUCGGACAAAAGUGCUGAUGAAACAGCACUUCCUUGGAACGAAUUUGGCUGCCCUAAACCGUGCCAUGAGCGGGCACCUGGAGGCCUUGCUGAAAGCCGAGAUGCCCCCGAACCAGAAAUACCGGAACCAGACCAGACUGUUUGACUUCUCAUAUAGCAUUGUCUUCAAGGCGGGUUACCUGACGCUCUUUGGAGGAGAGCAGAAUAACAAUUGUGCCGACCCUUCCUGCGUUUACGACGAGUACCGCAAGUUUGACAGUCUCCUAACCAAGCUGGCCAGAGGCACCUUGAAGCCAGAAGAGAGGAGGACGGCCCAAAGUGUUCGUCACAGACUGUGGGAACUUUUGGGCCCUGCAGGUCAGACGGAGGACUCGGGGUCCAAGCGGUGGCUUCAUGGCUACAGGCGACUUCUGCAGCGGGAGGGAGCAGACAAGGAGAUGCAGAGGAGGGCCGUACUCAUGCAACUGUGGGCCACUCAGGGUAACGUCGGCCCUGCCGCCUUUUGGCUUUUGGGAUUCUUGUUAACAAAUCCUGAAGCGCUGACUGCAGUGAGGAGGGAGUUCAAGCAGAUUGCACACAUGGAAACAUCAGGAGCUUCCAUGCUCAACGCUCCUGGAAACACGCCUGUCUUUGACAGCGCCUUGGAGGAGACACUCAGACUCACCGCCGCCCCCUUCAUCACCAGAGAGGUAUUGCAGGAGAAGACCAUUCAAAUGGCCAACGGUCAAGAGUACCGACUACGGAAAGGAGACCGGGUGUGCUUGUUCCCGUUCACCAGCCCUCAAAUGGACCCUGACAUUCACCCCGAACCGCAGAAGUUCCAGUUUGACCGCUUCCUGAAUGAAGAUGGAUCCCCUAAAAGGGGUUUUUAUAAAGGAGGGAGGCGGCUGAAAUAUUACACCAUGCCAUGGGGGGCGGGGACCAAUGGCUGUGUGGGAAAGCACUUUGCCAUCAAUACCAUCAGACAGUUUGCUUACUUGCUGUUGAAUAUGGAUUUGGAAUUAUGCGACGUAAACGCUCAGAUGCCGGAGAUAAACGCCAGUCGUUAUGGAUUCGGGAUGCUACAACCGCAGGGGGACUUGCUGGUGCGCUUUAAAGCCCGGACCACGCACUAGCCCUUGACAGAAAAGUCGUAUUUAUUUCUACAUUUCAGCACCUCUACAUUGUGUACACAUGUCAAAAAAGCCCUUUUUACUUUUUGUACUCCGUAUUUAUAAUAGUUUUUGUUAUUUAAAAAUAAAUGGGUUUCAUACUUA
Molecule: messenger RNA, 1680 nt
Organism: Dunckerocampus dactyliophorus (ringed pipefish)
Lineage: Eukaryota; Metazoa; Chordata; Actinopteri; Syngnathiformes; Syngnathidae
Product: prostacyclin synthase-like
Exons: 10
Coding region: 79-1539 (486 amino acids)
Biological process (GO): prostaglandin biosynthetic process
Molecular function (GO): heme binding; prostaglandin-I synthase activity; monooxygenase activity
Source: RefSeq, a predicted model, not a curated record